Molecule: messenger RNA, 318 nt
Organism: Trichomonas vaginalis G3
Lineage: Eukaryota; Parabasalia; Trichomonadida; Trichomonadidae
Product: kinase C-related family
Exons: 1
Source: RefSeq, a predicted model, not a curated record
GCUCCUGUCAAAAAUAGCAUUUGGUCAAGUCCUUAUAUAAGAUAUGGUCUCCCACUAGGUUUGCUAGCUACAGCAGGAGCAGUUAUGAUGUUGAAAAGAAAUAAAGCAAAUGUUGUAAAUAAUACUGAAGUAGCUGAAGUUAAACAAACUCCAACACCUUCGCCAAAACCAACGCCUUCACAAGCAAAACCUUCAAUGACUCCUGAACCUAUGGAAGUACAAACUCCUGUUCAAAAGUCAACUCCUAAACCGACUCCAACAUUUAAACCAGAACCUACUCCUCAAAUAAAUCGUAAAACUCCUGCGUUUCCUUACUGA